UUGUAAACUCGGUGAAGGUAAAGAUGAGUUUCCACCGGUGGUCCCGCAGUGUCUAGCCAAAACUUCCAACCCAAAGUGUCGGUACUGGUGGUGCUCCUUAAAACUGAGCAAAAAGUUUUCCACGUUUGCAAAGUUUUUUCGGGGGAAAAACUCGCCGAAAAGUUUUUCACACCCCUCGUCAGCGUCGUCCCGGCUAAAGUUUGGGACCCCUCGACGGGCCCCAACCUUCGAGAAAAACUUUGCCGGAAAACUUUGGCGCGCGAAAAGUUGGAAAAGUUUGGCGAAAGUUUUGUGCCAACUUUGAGUGAGGGUGUUUUGAAAAGUUUGUGUGAAAAGUGCAACAACGCUCUCUCGGUCGGUCGCGGCAAAAAGACAAUUAUAUUUGGGUGUGGAAAAAGUUUUCCACCAAGCUCGAACUUUUCCGGCAGAAGCGGGGAGCGGCAAUUAGUUUUCCGCGAACACGGGGAAAAUCUCAACCGCAAAUCAGCUGAGCUGAAGUGAAAGGCUGUUUUGGAAGGAAGGAAAGGAAAAAUCGCGGGAAAUAAAAACACACGCAUUGAAAAUAAAGCGGUGAUACGCGAAAACGAAAGGAACCGGAAAAGGGAAAUGCAAUGAACGGAAAAGGGGUUUGAAAGUUGUUGUUCCUUUAUUAUUUGUUUUGUUUUGGGAAAAUGUGCAAUUGAAACGAGGAGAAUUGUGUGAAGCGAGGAAAAAGUAUUGUGUGGAUAAAGCUGAAACAGAUCAGCGGAAAAGGAUACUGAGGGACAAAAGAUUUGUGCAAUUAACCGAGCGAUAGAGAUUGCUGCGGAGUGUGUUAAAACUGCUGGAAGCAAGGAACCUACAAUAAUUUUAGUGUUAGAACGUACCGUACACCUAAACAAUACUUCAAAGUGCAAUAUCUAUACGAUUUCUACCGAUAUCAACAAGUUACACCAUUAUACUAGCGUAUUCCUAAGUGUUAUUUACAAUAGUGCAGCGAAAAUACAGAAAUACUACUCACAAUGAUCGAUAACAGUUACUCGUACGUAACGCGGGAUAACCUGCGUUACACCGAUCUCAACGAUGGCCGGUCGUACGCCCAGAUGAGCACCCUGUCGUCACCUCCCUCGAUGGGCAACCGGCUCGGCGAGUACGACACGUCACACCUGACCAAUCACCGACCGUACGACCCGGCACCCCAGACGGCCUUCGAGCGGUACGACACCAGCUACCCGCCCCAGCGGAGCAAUCUCUACCCUUCCUACGGAUACUCCCAACCCCUCAUCGAUGACGAGCAGAAAUACAUGUCCGCAGAACCGCCGGCACCGCCGGAAGUCGCACCCGGCCAGCAUCACCUCAACCUGGCCCCGCUCCCAACCGGACCCGAUCGACACCCGCACCCCAUGAUGAAGGUCGAAAUGGACGAGGCCUCGGGCCCGAUUUACCCCCGUCCCAUGUACCAUUACGACCCAACCGGGACCUGCGGAACCGGCCUUCCGCCCGGCUUCUCGGCCAUCAAUCUGAGCGUAAAGGAAGCGAGCCCGCCCAUCCCAACCGGGUACAAAACGAGUGGCACUCCGUCGCCCAAUCCGGGCAGUCGGAAACACCCGGACGAACGCAAGAUCUCCUCGACGAGUCCGGAACCGGGUGCAGGGAGUCCAUCCGCGGCUGGGCAUCGGAGUCCACAGGCUAGUUUGGAUUUGAGCUCCGGGAACAGCGGCGGCGCAAGUCCUCACUUUGCCCGGAAUCCAUCCGUACCGAACGGAACUAGCGGCGGAACGACCACCAGCGCUGCCCCCAACAACCCAACCAACAAUAACAAUACGAAUACCGCCAACCAGAACAACAACAACAAUAACUCAGUGUAUACGAACGAGGUCCCAGAAUCGCGUACCUCCGACGGUGGUGUCGUAGUGACCCAAACGGAAUUCACCAGCAGCGUAACGGAUCGUCCGCUUGGAAUCGGGUUCGCUCGGCCACAGCCCCCUUCCGCUUCGGCGUACAGUCGUGAAUCUACCCCGGACAGUGGUGGGUCCUAUUAUGCCGACACGUACCGUGACGCCAACGGUGGUGGCGAGUGCAACCCGGAUCGAACCGGAAGCAGUGUAAACGGUGGGGGAGGUGGAGGCGCCGGCGGUCAGAGCUUCUUCACUAGCGAAAACAUCUCGCCGUACUCGGCGGGGUACAGUCCGCACGCCAGCUAUGGGAUGGUCGUACAGCCGGACUAUGCGAACGGAUAUCCGGGCUAUGCGCCGAACGCGUACCAAUACAGCGGACCGUACGCGAGUUCGCUCGGUUCGGGGGUGUAUCCACCGGCGGUUCCCUCGGGCUAUCCACCGAGCAGUGGGGCCGGCUUCGUGAGUCCACCGUCACUGGGCCAGCACAUGUCGCCGCACGAUAACCUGUUGAAGGCUGGUCUUACCGGUUACCAGCGCCUCGACCGGCCCCAGUUCCCCUCCCAGUCGCAGGAGCUCAAGUGUCCCACGCCCGGCUGCGAUGGCUCCGGACACGCCACCGGCAACUACAGCUCACACCGGAGCCUCUCCGGCUGCCCGCGGGCCUCCAAGCCCAAGAGCAAACCCCGCGAUGGCCAAGAGUCCGAACCGCUGAGCAGAUGUCCGAUUCCGGGCUGCGACGGAUCCGGUCACUCGACCGGCAAGUUCCUGUCCCAUCGAAGUGCGUCCGGCUGUCCGAUCGCGUUCCGCAACAAGAUGCAUAUCCUGGAGAACGGUGGCACGAUGGAGCAGGCCAAGGCCGCGAUGCAGCAGGCCGCGGCCGGCAAGUAUGAGCCUUUUACGUGCACGACGCCGGGCUGUGACGGAACAGGGCACGCGGACGGAACGUUCACGAACCACCGAACGACGGCGGGUUGCCCGACGUCCGCGCCCGGAGGUGGCCAGGGUGGUGGUGGCGGAACAGGCCAACCGGGCACGAAGAAGGCCCGCUAUAGCGACGAGGUCUCCCUAAUGAACCCCAGCUCGGCGUCCAAAUCCUUCAACGAACUGGCCUACGCCCCGACGAAGAACGGACUGCUCGGCACUAGUGGCGGGACGGCCACCUCACUGUCCCUGAGCAAGGACUCCAUAGCGGGUCAAGUCAUUGGAGGACAGCCCCUGAACAACAACAACAACAACGCCCAGAACCCGAAUCAGAACAUUCCAGUCGGCGGCGGCGGCCAACCUCCCGCCGAGGACAUUCUGACCCUGGACGAGGAGAUUACCGAGCUUAAGCGGGAGAACGCCCGCGUCGAGCUGCAGAUGCUGCGGCUCAAGUCGAACAUCAACGCGAUGGAGUCCCAGCUGAGCAACAACAACGAGCCGGCGAAGCUGCUCGAGAUCGGGACGCGCGGGAUCACAUGAAAUUUCCUGACCUGUUAGAGCACACCGUUUUAGUUUCCGCAUGAGUGGUGACGGAUGAGUGACGAAUGAGUGACGACGCGCGUGAGAACCUCCCCCCAUCCCAUUGACGAACAAUUUGCACACUGUGUAUACUAAAAACAAGGAAGAGUGUGGUGUGGAUGAGGAAGAAAUCCAAGCAACCGAGAAAUCAAAGAAUCUUCAAGGUGAAGAAGAAGAACACAUGAUAUAACGAUAACACGAAGAAAACGCAGAAGAAAAAAAAACACAAACAAUGAAAAGAAGUAAACCUAGUCGAAAUGUGCUAUACGACUCAUUUUAAUUAUUAUUAUUAUUAUUGAAUGACAAGUAAAACAAAACAA
This is a messenger RNA of Culex pipiens pallens (northern house mosquito), 3697 nucleotides long. RefSeq names its product B-cell CLL/lymphoma 9-like protein. Gene Ontology annotation, biological process: regulation of transcription by RNA polymerase II. The record is from RefSeq and is a predicted model, not a curated record. The coding region runs from base 1002 to 3338 and encodes 778 amino acids. Gene Ontology annotation, molecular function: zinc ion binding; RNA polymerase II cis-regulatory region sequence-specific DNA binding; DNA-binding transcription factor activity, RNA polymerase II-specific. The transcript is spliced from 7 exons. Lineage: Eukaryota; Metazoa; Arthropoda; Insecta; Diptera; Culicidae. Gene Ontology annotation, cellular component: nucleus.